This is a messenger RNA of Impatiens glandulifera, 657 nucleotides long. Its product is annotated as 60S ribosomal protein L27a-3. Gene Ontology annotation, cellular component: cytosolic large ribosomal subunit; ribosome. Gene Ontology annotation, biological process: translation. The record is from RefSeq and is a predicted model, not a curated record. The transcript has a single exon. Gene Ontology annotation, molecular function: structural constituent of ribosome. Bases 66 to 506 code for a protein of 146 amino acids. NCBI's taxonomy places the organism in Eukaryota, Viridiplantae, Streptophyta, Magnoliopsida, Ericales, Balsaminaceae.
CAUUUCCCCAUCUUCUUCAUCCGCCGUCCACAGUAGUGAGAGAAAGAGAGAGGAGAGAGAGAGCAAUGACGACGCGUUUGAGGAAGAACAGGAAGAAGAGAGGUCACGUAAGCGCCGGUCAUGGUAGGAUCGGAAAGCACAGAAAGCAUCCUGGAGGUCGUGGUAACGCUGGAGGUAUGCAUCACCAUCGUAUCCUCUUCGAUAAGUACCAUCCUGGUUACUUCGGUAAGGUAGGUAUGCGUUAUUUCCACAAGCUUCGCAAUAAGUUCUAUUGCCCUAUCGUCAACAUCGACAAGCUCUGGUCGCUUGUUCCUAAUGAAGUGAAGGAUCAGGCUACAGCUGAUAAGGUACCUGUUAUUGAUGUUACUCAAUCUGGAUACUUUAAGAUCUUAGGUAAGGGUGUCUUGCCGGAGAAUCGUCCUUUUGUUGUCAAGGCUAAACUUAUUUCUAAGACUGCUGAGAAGAAGAUCAAGGAAGCUGGUGGUGCUGUUAUUCUCACUGCUUAGGUUUUCUUUGUUCAUUUCCUUUUUCUAUCUAUUUCUAUUGAACUUUUACUGUUAUUUUGUUAUCAGAUCUAGAUCUAAUCUGGUUUGGGAUUUUGUUAUGUUAUGCAAGUUUUGUUGAAAUUUCUUUAUAAUUAUCAUAGUUUUGGUAUCA